AUGGACUUUACUGCUGUUAAUCGAUCUCCAUUAAAUACAAGUAAAACUAAAUAGAUGUAUACUUUCUCAAAGGCUAAACGAUGGGUUGAUCAUAAAGACAAUAUGUAUCUCUAUAUAACUAAAUCAAAUUUAGCUGCCCUCCAAUUUAUCAGUUACCUACGACAUUGAGUAAGAGAGCAGCUGGAAUAGGUUAUGGAAAGAAGAUCAACAUUACCUAAGAAAAGAUUUCCCCUGCCCCAAACUCUUAUUCAAUUUAAACUACAAGAGAACAUGGUUGGACUAUGGGAUUAGGCAGAGAUGUAACUUUAUUGUGCCGAAUUUAAGCGCGCAAAUAAAUUUGAGAGUAUCUUUUUGGGUUUAGUCUAAAAAACACCUGGGCCAGGAACAUACAAUUUUAAAGAAAACUAAUCAAAAGUUCGUUACAGUAUGAGACAACGAUUACAAAGCAGAUCAAGCAAAGAUCGAAAACCUGGACCGUAUUCCUAUGAACCUAUUCUAGAGGCGAAUAUGAUUUACCAAGCAGCAUAAACAGUCGAGGCAAAUAUGCCCUAAGUCAAUAUCGAGAGUAAUUUUGAAUGAUUCUAUCAAAUCAAUAGUUCGGGUGCUGUAAUUCUCUCACCUCCCAGAGUCCAUUCAGAUAGAAAAUUGAGGGAUAGUACUCCAGGGCCAGGAACAUACAAAGAGACAGAUAACAUGGAUCCUUUAGGUACUUACUUUUGUUCAAGAUUUGGUGCAAGCAAAUGUAACAAAUUUCCAAGAGCAUAACGAAUACUAUCAGAACAUAGAGAUGGAUCACCUGGACCUGGUUAAUAUAGGUUGCCUUCAGAUUUUGGGUGUUGA
Paramecium pentaurelia is the source of this 840-nucleotide messenger RNA. Lineage: Eukaryota; Ciliophora; Oligohymenophorea; Peniculida; Parameciidae. The record is from the annotation of a GenBank genome assembly.